AUGUCUGAGUAUAUUAGGAUGGGAGAAGAUGAGGACAUAAUAAGUAAUAUAAAUGAUACAUGCUUUAUAUGUCUAGAGGAUUCAUCCCAGGGAAAACUUAAGCGAUGUUGUUCUCAGUGUUAUGCACUUGUACACGGAAAGUGUUGGUCAAAAUGGAGUAGCUCGCAACAGAUUUCGGUCUUGAGAAAUAUUUUGCUUGGAGAACAAUCCAAAGAAGUUGAGUUGUGUUCUAUUUGCAGAAGCGGAUCCAUCCAAAUUGAACACUCAGAGGAUGGCUCUGAGGAUUUUUCCAAGAUUCUGAGUGGUGGGCUAAUUCGGAGAUUCUUUCGAAUUUUAGCAAGCAGACUUUAUGGAAUUCAAUAUGGUUCUUUUAUGGUAUCUUCAAUGGGGCAUCCAUUUUCUAGUUUGAGAAACCUACUAAUAAAUGGAGUUUUUCUAUUGCUCUUCUUCAUCUAUAUCUUAUACCAAGAGGGGAAUCCAGAUACCAAGAGUAUAAUUACAAUCUCUUUGUGGGCAUAUAUUACACUACUACUGCAGUUUCUGAUACUAACAGGAAUGUAUAGAAGACAAGUUUUAAAUGAACUAGCUAUAGACGAGCCUAAUCUAACUGAUACAUAUGAAACUGUAGGACAAAAUGAUUAA
Molecule: messenger RNA, 642 nt
Organism: Cryptosporidium ubiquitum
Lineage: Eukaryota; Apicomplexa; Conoidasida; Eucoccidiorida; Cryptosporidiidae
Product: RING finger domain-containing protein
Exons: 1
Coding region: 1-642 (213 amino acids)
Source: RefSeq, a predicted model, not a curated record